Messenger RNA from Fusarium sp. VM40, 372 nucleotides. The record is from the annotation of a GenBank genome assembly. Lineage: Eukaryota; Fungi; Ascomycota; Sordariomycetes; Hypocreales; Nectriaceae.
AUGGACUAUCACGCAGUUCACGGCUACGAUAUAGCAAGCUUUAAUGCACCAGGCACUCACCGGCUACCGACUGUAUCAGCUUCACAAGCUCUUGAUGACAUUGGUGGCAACGCGCCAACUCAUAUCUCUACCGGAAUAGAAGGGCUAGAUCAUGCUCUGCUCGGUACGGUACCUGUUGAAUCUCAAGACACUGCUCUUAAAGGUGGUGUUCGACGAGGCCAGGUGACAGAAAUCUGGGGUCCUCCGGGGACUGGCAAGACAGCUUUGGGUCUACAGCUUGCAGCGCAUGCAUUACGCGAUGGAGAUGCAGUGGUCUGGAUUGCUUCCAAGCUUUACAACAUGACAGACUUCGAGCAACCACCAAGGCGGUAA